AUGCAUGCUAUGGCAUUGCUGUCAAAAGAAGGAAACCAUAGUCAAAGACUCAGUGAAGGACGCCAAAAAAGACGCCUUCGCAACAGCUUUACUACAGCUCUAGGUAAAACAAAGAAAGCCAGAAAAAAAGGAAACUUACAGCUGAACAAGCUCAGAAGGAAUAUAUUCAGCAGCACCAUACUUCAGUUAACAGUGAAGUCAGCCAUAGUGGAGUCAGACAUGAAAGAGUCUAAAGAUGUGCUUGAAUGGACUAUGCAAGAUCUCGUUCAGAAGAUGACAGAUGCAGAUAUUCCACAGACGAUCACAGACGUUGUGUUCAGUGAUCCCAUCCACGGGCACAUUGAGCUCCACCCCUUGUGUAUCGCCAUCAUCAACACGCCACAGUUCCAACGUCUGAGGUUCUGCAAGAGGAUCGGCUUGUGCUCUUUUGUUUUCCCUGGGGCGGAGCACAACCGUCUGGAACAUUCUAUCGGAGUGUGCCAUCUGGCAGGCCAGUUGGCCAGGAGCCUACAAGAACACCAGCCGUCACUAGGGAUAACAGAGCAGGACAUUCUCUGUGUGGAGGUGGCGGGGCUAUGUUUUAACCUUGGUCGUGGGCCCUUCUCGAGGUUAUACAAUGACAGGUUUCUAUCCGCGGUGUACGGGAUACAUAAGAAUAUCCGACCAACAGUCGCCAUGUUUGAACAUCUGAUAGAGGACAAUAAACUCAGAGAUUUGUUUGAUGUAUACGGCCUGAGUGAAGCAGACGUCCAUUUUAUCAAGGAGCAGCUGGAAGUUAUAGGGCCAACAGGCAGCACUUGUUGGCCAUAUAAAGGUAGAACAAAAGAAAAAGCAUUCUUGUACGAGAUAGUCUGUAACCGCCGUAACGGCAUCGACGUGUACAAGAUGGAUUACAUUGCCAGGGACUGUCACAACCUGGGCAUCCAGAGCAACUUCGACUUCUCGCGCUACAUCAAGUUCGCCAGGGUUCUGGAAUCGGACGGGGAAUGGCAAAUUUGCACCCGUGAUAAGGAGAUUGGAAACUUGUACAACUUAUUUUAUACCCGGUACAAGCUGAACAAAACAGCCUACAAUGAUAAGGUGGUGUCGGCCAUUGAGAUCAUGGUCACCGAUGCCUUAAAGUAUGCUGACGAUUUUAUCAAGUUCAAGGGAAUCAACGAUAGAGUCUACAAGCUGUCGGAAUGCCACAAGGACAUGAAGGCCUUCACCCAGGCCACAGACAAUGUUUUGGUCAAGAUUUUGGAAUACGAAGGUGACCAGUCUGGCAUGGUCAAGGCUAAACAAAUCGUCGAAAAUAUUAUCAGACGGCAGCUCUACACCUGCGUGUUUGAAAGCCGGCCAAUCGGAUCAUCCCACGUAUUCGUAAGGUUUUCCUUCAGUUUGUAA
Molecule: messenger RNA, 1386 nt
Organism: Physella acuta
Lineage: Eukaryota; Metazoa; Mollusca; Gastropoda; Physidae
Product: deoxynucleoside triphosphate triphosphohydrolase SAMHD1-like
Biological process (GO): dGTP catabolic process
Cellular component (GO): nucleus
Molecular function (GO): dGTPase activity
Source: RefSeq, a predicted model, not a curated record